This is a messenger RNA of Penicillium subrubescens, 3687 nucleotides long. RefSeq names its product putative spindle-pole body protein (Pcp1). Bases 1 to 3687 code for a protein of 1228 amino acids. Gene Ontology annotation, cellular component: microtubule organizing center. NCBI's taxonomy places the organism in Eukaryota, Fungi, Ascomycota, Eurotiomycetes, Eurotiales, Aspergillaceae. The transcript has 3 exons. The record is from RefSeq and is a predicted model, not a curated record.
AUGGCGUUCCCAUAUAUUGACACGCCGCGCACCGAAUACGACGGAAACGCGACUUACCUCACCAACGGCUUCCGCAGCGCGGGGCGAACACACCUUUCAGCGCUCGAUUCAGUCGAAAAUUCGUUUGCUACGCCCUCCAAGGACAAUGAUGUGAUCAAAGGAUUUGGAGACGGGCGAAAACGCGUCUCGGGAGGUUCCAAUAUGGGCACACCGCGCGCCAGUGCCGCGACAAAGUCCUCGAGAAGCGUGUUGAGGCAACUUCCAACAGGUGGACCUGCUAGGGGCGAGUUCACGCCGCUUAUGCGAAGCGCGACGAAGAACAAUUACUUAAGAAAUGCGUCUAUGAAUCGAGGGGCGGACGACCCGAAGACACCAGCAUACCUGCGCGAAAGUAGCCGAGGUGCUGCUCACACUCCAGGUUUACCUCCCAUCGACAUGUCGGAUAUUUACGAGGAGGACGCGACGGCAGAUGAGCCUACACCUCUUCCAGUGGCUGCCAGCAGCAGCGCUCAAAGUACGCCAAUGCCGUCUCUUUUGGGGCGCGACGGGAGAGGUGUGCUGGGAGAUGGACAGAACAUGACCUUGAAGGAGCAGGAGCGGAUCAUCGACCGUCUCGAUAAAGACAAUUGGAACCUCAAACUCAAGAUUCACUACUUGGAGGAACAACUCGAGAAAGCUGGACCCGAAUACAACAGUGCGGCCCUCAAAGAGAAUACCGAGCUCAAAGUCCUGAGAUUGACAAUGCAACGCGAUAUUUCCCGGUACAAGAAGAGUUUGCAACAAGCAGAGCGCGACUUGGAGGACUAUCAACAACAACUCAUAGUAAUGAGGGAUAAGGCUCGGCGGAGACAAACCGAUGAGGAAGUUCAGCGUGAAAUGGACCUCAUGCGGGAGGAGAUUGAAUCAAGAGACAACGAGCUGACGGAACUUCGGGAAGAGUUGAGGCUCGCCAAAGACAGUCAAUCUCAAGAGAUCGAAAAACUCCGGGACGACGUUGAAGACCUCGAGGCUACUGUACGUGAAAAGGACCGAGCGAUCGACGAACGCGACGAAGAACUAGAGGAGCUACGAGAGAAUCGCAGAGAGAAUGACGCAGGAGCAGAACUCCAACUCGAACUCGAACGUGCAAAGGAACAGAUCCAAGAACUACAGGACGAACUUGAGCAGGUUAGAUCAGAGGCUCAAGAAGCGGAUGCUGCUGUCAAAAACGCGCUGGACGAGAAGAAUCGCGCCGAAGACGAUCUUCGCGAGCUCCAAGAUGAGAUGGCAGAUAAAUCCUUCACUACAAGGGGCCUCAGUCGACAACUGGAGGAGAGAGCCGACAAGCUUGAGGAGGAAGUCCAAGACUUACGGCUGGCCAACGACAAUCUUAGGGCAGAGGUUGAUAGCAAGACGGAAACUGUGACUCGCCUCGAGGAGCGUUAUCAGACCGCUCAACAAGACCUCAGGAACGACGCUGGGAAAUUAGGCGAAGACCUUGAAUCUGCCAGGCGUGAGCGAGACCUACUCCGCGAUGAGCUUGAAAGAACCUCUGCUCAGCUGCAAGAAGCCCUCGACAACGUCCAGCGGCGGACCGAAGAGAAGGAACUCCUUCAAACCCGACACCAUGCACUGACCGACGAGUCUGGUGGCUUACAAUCUGAGCUAACUCGAGCACAAUCUCGGAUUCGUGAACUCCAAAAGGCAGUCGAGGAGGCCACAACCCGUGCUCAGGACAAUCAGAACCAGCGCUGGCAACACAAGGUGGAGAUCAAUCGACUUCAAGAUGAGAUCGAGGCUCUUCAACACGAGAUCGAAGACAAGGAAGGUCACUUUGCCUUGGAGCAGGAUAGAUGGGAAAGCGCCAAGCGGACCUUACAAUCUCAAAGGGAGCGUGCGGAGGAACAAGCAGCUGGCUUCAAGCGAACCAUCGAAAAGCUCCAGGAGACAGAGCACACCCUUUCCGGAAAGGAGUUUAAAUUGCAGGGGGCCAUCGACAGUGAGAAACAACGCCAUCUGCAGGAAGAAGCUGUGCUCAACCGCCAAAUCAAAGACCUCGGUGAUGAGCUUACUCAGAAGAGAGAUAUUUUGGAUGAACAGCGUAAUGACCUUCUUACUGUCAGAGAAGAGCUGCGUUUGUCUCGGCGCGAGGAGCAGUCACUCAAGGAGAAGGUCCAGGCUCUGGAGGACGAGGUGAUUGUCCUGCAAUCGAGCUUAGCCGACGAGCAGGAAUAUGCCAAAGGUCGCAUGCAGAAGGGGUCGUCUGAGGUGGAGGUUCAACUGCAAAGAGCCAUUUCCGACAGACAGACCCUUCGCGAUCAGCUUGCGAAUGCUCACGUAGAGCUACAUGACUUGCGAACUUCUAUUGGCGAGGUCGAAGCCGAACGUGACGAACUCCAAGCUCAGCUUAGUCGUCCCGAGAACGCGGAUGAUACCACUCGCUUUGACCGCGACAAACUUGAACUUCGCAGGACAGCAACUCGACUUGAGAAUGAAGUGAAGCGUUUGCGAGAUGACCGGGCCGCCCUAUUGGAAGCCAAAGAUACUCUCGAAAAGCAACUCGGGGCUGAAAUUGACCGGGCUACUGCGGAAGAGGGCCGCCUUUCAGCCGAGAUUGAUCGUCUUCAGGAUAAGCUCCUUGCAGGCUCAGGCAACCGAGAUCGCGAAUUGACUACCGCCAAGACUAAGGUCCAGCGUCUUGAGCGACGCAUUCAAGAGCUAGAGGCCCUUCUUCAACACCAACAGCCUGCCAUUGAGACUGAGCAGUCUGGCACUCACGGAGAUCUUUCUCUGAUCCGGCAUAGUCUCGACGAGGCUCGCAAACGGGAGAAGAUUCUUCUGCAGCGUGAGGCCGAACAGAAAGCCUCCGCGCGUACGCUGAAGUCGCGAGUUGCUGAUCUAGAGCGAGACCUCCACCAGGCAAUGAUAAACAAGUUUGAUUCUCACUCGCCGCGAGAUUCGCCAUCUAACAAACUCCAUGAGGAGCUGCGAAAUCUGCGGAAGCAGCUUUCCGAUGCCCAUCGAUCCCUCAAGGAGAUCAAAGUCAAGAAUCGGGAUCUGGAGCGUGCCGCGAUGAAAGAGGAGGACCAAAGAGAUCUUCAUGAGCUUCUCAAGUCGUCAACUCUUGAAGCGGAGGCCUUAGCUCUCAAGGUCUCCGAACGAGAUUCUCGGUUGAAUGAGCUCAAGAAUCAGCUCCACCGAAUCCGUGAGGAGCGAGCCUUCUGUGCUCGCAAAGCCGAGUCUGCUACAAAGGAGUUGGUCACCCUCCAACAACGGUACGACGAGGCGCUCAAGAAGGUGUCCAACUCAAAGGCUUCCACAAAAGGUCAACAUGAGAAAGAGAUGCGUGGUCUAGGCAAGGAAAUCAUAUGGCUCCGUGCCCGCCUACGGCGGGAGGAGAAAUUCCGCAGUGACUUGGCCUGGAGCAAGGGCCUGAUGGAGCUUGGCGAACGCGUCCGCGUUGCAUGUAACGAGGCCGACCUUCGCAUGAUCUCCGAGAUGGGUGUUCAAGCCCGUGACCGCAAUCCUACCCGAACACCUCGCCGCAAGCUCAAAACUGCCAUCUCACUAGUCAAGGCUACUGUCCGUAUGCAAAGGAUGGGCCAGGCAUGGAGACAAACCAAGAAGCUCGGCGAGGGCUUGAAACGAGCCAAGAGUGAAAUGCUCAAGCGCCGCGAGAGCUCCAAUAAGAGUCUACUUGGCCAAUAG